Paramecium sonneborni is the source of this 1279-nucleotide messenger RNA. Lineage: Eukaryota; Ciliophora; Oligohymenophorea; Peniculida; Parameciidae. The record is from the annotation of a GenBank genome assembly.
CUUUUUUUCUUAAUAAAAUAAAUGAUUAGGGCGGUAAUCUUGUUAGGUGGUCCAAGCAGAAAAGCUAGUUAUGGGACUUAUGAAUAAGCAUCUCCUUUAUUUCCAGUUAGUGGGAUUGAAAUAAUUGGUCAUCUCCUCAGUGCAAUUUAGAAAUUACCUAAUUUGAAGGAUUUUGUUCUAAUGGGUUAUUAUGAUAAGAAGUGUUUUUAACAUUUUUAAGAAAAGUACUAAAAGUUAUAUGGCAAAAAUAUUCGUUACAUUUAAGAAAUAUGUGAAAUGGGAACAGCAGGUGGAUUGGCAUAAAAUUUAGAUGAGUUGUUUGAUGAAGUAGAUGGUAUUAUUAAAAUAAAUAACAUUAAGAUCUUUUAGUUGUACAUUCAGAUAUUUGUUGUGACUUAUAAGCUUAGAAAUUAUAUGAAUAUCACAAGAAGUAAAUAAAAUAGAAUCUAAAUUAGUAAAUCUGGUAUUUGCACUAUAAUGACAGUUAGAGUAUCAAAAGAAGAUUCAACUCGUUAUGGAUGCUUAAUUAAGGAUUGUGAGACUGAUUAAUUGAUUCAUCAUGCCGAAAAACCAGAAUAAUUUAUUUCAAAUUUAGUAAAUUGUGGAGUAUACUUUUUUAAUUAAUCAUUCAAAACAACAAUAAUGAAUGCAAAAGCCAAAAAGGAAUCAAGUGUUAGUGAAGAACUUUAACAUUAACCAUAUGUUAAGUAUAUAAAAAGAAGUUCAGAUUUAGAUAAGGCUUACUUAUCUUUGGAAAAUGAUGUAUUAAAAUAAGCAGAAAGAGAAAAAGUGUUUUUAUAUGAACAUAAAGGAUUUUGGAAAUCAAUAAAAUCAACAAAUGAUGUUCUGAAUGCAAAUCGACUUCUUCUUUAAUAUUAUGGUCAAAAUCCUUUUUUAUUUAACAAUUAAGAUUAUGAAAUAAAAGGUGAUGGAGUAUUAAUUCAUAAGAGUGCUAAAAUUCAUCCAUCAGCAUCAUUAGGUAGUAAUGUCGUAAUAGGUGCUGGUUGUGAGAUUGGAGAAGGGGUACGAAUAAAAAAUUCUAUUCUUUUAGAUGGAGUAGAAGUCAAAGUAAUUAUAAUUAUAAUCUUAGAAUUUCUCUUUUAUUUAAAACUCAAUAAUCUGCUACAAUACAAUACUAGGAUAUUGGUGCAGAAUUGAAGGGGAUAUUUAAUUUUUAGGGCCAUGUGUGAUUGUAGACAAUGAAUUAUUUUUAAGAAAUGUUGUUUGCCUUCAAAAUUGCAGAGUUUCUGAAAGUUAAGAAGGAGGUUGUUUGAUGUGA